AUGCCAGAGAGCGCCUCUCUCGAACCGCGUAAACAAAUCAUACCCUCACCCUCACGGGAUGAAACAAGGCCACAUAACUCAUCUUGUUUAACCUCUCCGUCAGCCUAUGCAGCUUCGGGAUCGCAAAUCUUUGGAAGUGCAUUACAUCCACCAGAAGCAUCUGUCGAACCACUUUUCGAUCCAGCUUCACAGCGUGUUCCUUUUCCUCCUCAUCCAUCUGCACCGUACCCACAAAACGGAUCCUCGUCAUGGCCGACACCCCAAGUAGCUGUUCCAUCCCGACCAGUUACAAAAGAUGUAUAUGAAAGAAUUGUACAAGUAGGAGAAGGGACAUAUGGAAAAGUGUACAAAGCAAGAAAUGUAGAAAACGGAAGAUUAGUGGCCAUGAAACGAAUUAGAAUGGAAGCAGAAAAAGAUGGAUUUCCAAUCACAGCCAUUCGAGAGAUUAAAUUAUUACAAGGAUUAAGACAUCCUAAUAUAGUGAAUUUAGUUGAGAUGGUAGUUAGUAAAGGACAUGUUUAUAUUGUAUUUGAAUAUAUGGAUCAUGAUUUAAGUGGAUUAUUACAUCAUCCUAACAUUCACUUUUCCGAAUCGAAUAUCAAAUCAUUAAUGUGGCAAUUAUUAUCUGGAUUAAGAUAUAUGCAUGAAGGUGGUGUAUUACAUCGAGAUUUGAAAGGUAGUAAUAUUUUAUUAAAUCGAUUAGGUGAACUUAAAAUUGCGGAUUUUGGAUUGGCUAGAAGGUAUGAAAGAGGUAAAGAACCAGGUCAGGAAGGUAGAGGUAGAGGUAGAGAUUAUACUAAUCGAGUGAUCACUCUUUGGUAUAAACCACCUGAAUUACUUUUUGGUGCUACUGUUUAUGGUGAAGAAGUUGAUAUGUGGAGUGCUGGUGCAAUCUUUUUAGAACUUUUUACUCGUAGACCAAUCUUUCAAGCAAAUGAUGAAAUAGAUCAAUUACAAGCAACAUUUAAAUUGAUGGGAACUCCAUCUAAAUCGAAUUGGCCAGAAGUCAUCAACUUACCUUGGUAUGAAUUAGUUAAACCUAAAAUCGAAUGUGAAUCGAAAUUAAGAAGGACGUUUUUUGAAAAUCAUGAAGAUGGAAAAGAAAAAGUAAUUAAAAGUGAAGGUGGAAUGCUCUUAGCUGAAGCUUUGUUAGAAAUGAAUCCGAUGAGAAGACCUUCGGCUAAAGAUGCAAUGAAAUUUGAUUAUUUUUUACAUGAAGAACCUGUCAUGGAAUUACCUACAAAACUACUGUCAAGUUUGAAAGGUGAAUGGCAUGAAUUAGAAAGCAAACGAGCAAGAAAACAACGUAGGGAAGGAUAA
This is a messenger RNA of Melampsora larici-populina 98AG31, 1320 nucleotides long. RefSeq lists its product as uncharacterized. Lineage: Eukaryota; Fungi; Basidiomycota; Pucciniomycetes; Pucciniales; Melampsoraceae. Gene Ontology annotation, molecular function: cyclin-dependent protein serine/threonine kinase activity; ATP binding; cyclin binding. Gene Ontology annotation, cellular component: nucleus; cyclin/CDK positive transcription elongation factor complex. Gene Ontology annotation, biological process: positive regulation of transcription elongation by RNA polymerase II; transcription elongation by RNA polymerase II; protein phosphorylation. The transcript is spliced from 3 exons. Bases 1 to 1320 code for a protein of 439 amino acids. The record is from RefSeq and is a predicted model, not a curated record.